Messenger RNA from Talaromyces proteolyticus, 651 nucleotides. RefSeq lists its product as uncharacterized. The transcript has 2 exons. Bases 1 to 651 code for a protein of 216 amino acids. Lineage: Eukaryota; Fungi; Ascomycota; Eurotiomycetes; Eurotiales; Trichocomaceae. The record is from RefSeq and is a predicted model, not a curated record.
AUGGUCCCGCAAGGAAGUGAGGGUGAUGUUAAUGGCUCCGAAAGACCUCUGCCUCUUGACUGGCCUGGUGAGCGAAAUCCUAGUCGGUGGGAUGUGCACGAUGCCAACGAACCCUCCGGGGCCACUUUCCUCCAGCGAUUCAAAGCGGCCUUGCUCCUGAGUGACGACGCUCGCGGCUGUCAGAGAUUGGUGACCCGGUUCGUGCUGGAAGAGCCAGUCAUCCAGGGCCGGCCCUUAGAAGAAGAGUCGAUGGCGACUGGCCCUGCCAGGAGGUACACAUAUCCAAUGUUCAUGCUGUCCGGGCUCCCGCUUCUUCCACAGGCGGAUCAACUUGCAGCAUUACAGACUUCAUUCUUUACUUCGUUCAAGACACACAUAUUCUUAGACUCCAUUCUAGUCCCAGGAGGAUCCCAGGAAGUCGGUCCACCUUAUCUUGCACUGGCUAUUGCAUGUCUCGCCUCGGCAGUGUCGCAGAAUUCUACCUCAUGCAGCCCGGUCACCCAUCACCUGUUCGUAAAUGGAACAAGUUUAUGGAGUGCCAUAUUAAAAGUAGACAGCCGAGAGGCUCGAUUGACAGAGGCUGUAUUAUCAGUACGUUCUAGAAAUCCUACCCACGCAGUGGACAUAUACAAUGCCAAGCGAACUUUAUGA